This is a messenger RNA of Fusarium sp. VM40, 504 nucleotides long. Lineage: Eukaryota; Fungi; Ascomycota; Sordariomycetes; Hypocreales; Nectriaceae. The record is from the annotation of a GenBank genome assembly.
AUGCCGCCACGACAUUUGACACUUCCAUCGGCGCAGACCGCGUCGGCACGUGAGGCACAGAAGUCCUUCUACUGCCAGCUCUGCUCUAAAGGCUACUCUCGUAUGAAUGACUACGAAUCCCAUCUCAGUAGUUAUGAUCACAGUCACAAACAGCGUCUCAAGGACAUGAAGGCCAUGGUCCGGGACCCUAACGCAGGCUCUCGUGCACGCAAGGCAGAAGCUAAAGCCGAUGGCCUCAUCAGCAUCAAGCUCCCCGGCCAAGAAACCGCUACUACUGGGGGUGGAGGCUUCAAGAAAGGCGGUUUCAAGAAGAGUGGCUUCAAGAGCGCUUUUACGAAGGUCGAGGGUAGUGGAGAAGCGACAACACCAGCCGAGAAAACUAAGCUGGUGGUUGCACCCGAAUCGACACCAAUUAACCCCGGUCUUCAGAAGAAUCUAUUACCAGAGAGUGACACUGAAGACGAAGGCUAUGAGGCCUACAACCCUCGAUUUCCCACGGAUUAA